UUGAAGAUUUUCAGCUUUGCAGAGACAUCAUGUGCUCUCUGCUUCCCUUUUUCUCCCUGCUACUGAUCUGCGCAACAGGGUCAUGGGCGAUGGAUGUCACAAUGCCCUUUAUGGAGUACCUGGACCAGGAGCAACUGGUGUGCCUGAAGUGGGGCUUUGACAAUCCCGUUGAUGACAUUACAUUCCAGCUGGCAGUCAACACCACAGGCUGGGUGGGUUUUGGUUUGAGCCCGAACGGAGACAUGAAAGGAUCAGACAUCGUCAUAGGAGGAGUUGGAUCCAGUGGAAGCUACUUCUCGGAUCAAUACGCCACGGGCAACUCCAUGCCUCUAGAGGAUGCACAGCAGAGCUACACUCUCCUCUCUGUGCGGGAAAAUGAGGGGCAAACCGUCAUGACCUUUAAGAGGCCUAUUAAAACGUGUGAUGAUAAAGACUUCCAGAUCACUCCUCAGCCCAUCAAACUCAUCUUUGCCUAUGGGAAAACAGAUGAGAUCUCUUACCACGGGUCCAGACGAGGCACCAAAGAAGUAAAUCUACUGAACUAUAUGCCAAAGUCCAUCCCAACCAACUCCAGCUAUCUUAGUGCUAUGGUGGACAACAUCAUAGUCCCUUCCAACACUACCUACUAUCACUGCAAAGUCAUGAAGUUCCCAAAGUUAAAUACAAAACAUCAUAUUUACCAGAUCGAGCCCGUGAUCGACCACCUUGACCUCGUUCAUCAUAUGCUGCUGUACCAUUGUCCCCCCAAAGUGACAGAGCCUUAUGACAAGCCAUGCUACAUGGGAGAUAUAGGAGACAGCUGCUUUGGAGUAGUGGCUUCUUGGGGAGUGGGAGGCGGGGUGUACAAGCUUCCGGAAAAUGUGGGAAUUCCCAUUGGAGGAGAGAAUAGCGAUGCACUCUAUAGGCUGGAAAUCCAUUACAAUAACCCAGAGAGGAAAGAAGGCAUUAAAGACAGCUCAGGACUAAGAUUACACUAUACUGCAAAGCUACGGCAGCAUGAUGUGGGCAUUAUGACUACAGGUGUCUUACCAGGAAGAGUGAAGUACGAUAUCCCUGCAAAAGCCAACCAGUUCCUCACCUACGCCAUGUGCAACACAUCUUACUUUUCAAAGUUUUUUAACCCUGUGCCUGAUCUUCAAGUGUUUGCUGUGCUCUUGCACACUCACUUGGCUGGGAGGAAAGUCAGAGUAGGCCACUUCAGAAAUGAACGACAGAUAGAUUUCUUGGGCAUAGAUGAAAACUACAACUUUGAUCUACAACAGACUGUCAGUUUGGGAAGCAUAAAGACAAUCAAGGAGGGUGAUGAAAUUGUAGUGGAGUGCACCUACAAUACUACCAAUCGUGCUUCAGUCACUAAGAUGGGGUUAGCAACUACUGAUGAGAUGUGCCUUGCUUUCCUGUUCUACUACCCCGCGAUCAACAUCACCUCAUGCGUUAGCAUUCCAGAUGCCAGAGGAGUGCCGAUGGACGCAGAGAAAAUACCCGUGGAUAAGAUCACUGAGUAUGAGAUGAUGUUAAAGAAGGCACCGCAAUAUCAAGCAAUCUUAAACAGCAAUCACAAUGCAUUCUUUUUCCAAAAUGGUACUGUAAGGGAUCUGAUGAAGACACCUGCUGCUUGCCAGAUUAGAAACACUUCAAACAGAUUCAGCACAUCCUGGAUUGUGAAUCUUGCAGGAAUCAUACUUGUGCUACUCUGGAUUAUAUUAAUGUAGCCCAGGCAUUGGCAAUAUUGCCAGUUGCAAUCCCUAUAAAGGAAGACAGAGUUGAUCAAAUCUUUACUGUAUCGACAUUACAUCAGAUUUUCCAAGCUUUUGGUUUCUCUUUUUAUGAUAUCAUUGAUCUUUCUUGUUAAAUGUUAAUCACAGUCAUUUUCUUUAGCACCUUAAUGAUUUUCAUACUAAGCACAGGGACAUGGAUAUUUACAUUACACAUAUUAAUACUUAGCCAGUGUAAUAUUAUGUUAGCACAACUUCAGUUUGUAAGCUGGGAUACUGUUUCUACCACAGCAGCAAUAAAAAGAUUUAUUGUUUCUAAAAUGGUAAUAAUAAAAGUUUGCAUGAUUUUCAGUA
This is a messenger RNA of Oreochromis niloticus (Nile tilapia), 2069 nucleotides long. It is a transcript of the gene moxd1l, whose product is annotated as monooxygenase, DBH-like 1, like. The transcript is spliced from 13 exons. NCBI's taxonomy places the organism in Eukaryota, Metazoa, Chordata, Actinopteri, Cichliformes, Cichlidae. The record is from RefSeq and is a predicted model, not a curated record. Gene Ontology annotation, biological process: norepinephrine biosynthetic process; octopamine biosynthetic process; dopamine catabolic process. Gene Ontology annotation, molecular function: copper ion binding; dopamine beta-monooxygenase activity. The coding region runs from base 30 to 1712 and encodes 560 amino acids. Gene Ontology annotation, cellular component: secretory granule membrane.